GAACUCGCCUUUAAUGUACUACAACCAAACUGGUCCCGGGAUUCCGCAAGUUUCUGUCAUCCUAUGCACUCUAAUGGUGACAACUUCCAUGCCGUUUGUCAACAGCCACCGACUCUCAAUGCGAAUUCAACUUAAAUCGCCUUACAUUUCAAGCUGACCCCUCCGCCUAUUCCAUAUUAUCUGCUCUACCUGUAAUUUCUUCAAGUUCGCUAAAAGAUGAAAAACAAAGACAUUGUUAGCUUGCUUUACUGUAGCAUUUGUUAUGAUGCAAAAUGUUAACUUAAGGGCGAUAAGGAUCAAGGAUCUACAUGAAAAGAAGAGCUUUUGAGGAGAUCAAGAGAAGAGAGAGGGACAUCCAAAGGAAGAGAGAGAGAGAGAGGGACAUGUGGUGUAAUGGCCUUUGAGAGGAACGCCUUUAGCCUUUCAGGACCAUUACACCUAACUUCUGUUGACUGAGCAAGGGAAUAGUUUUAAGUUCACAUUGGUUUUGCUGAAUGGUCUCUUUCUAUACUUUCAAGAUGAUGAGGGAAAAAGAUGCUAUCUGUAUAUGCAGGGAGAGUACACAUUACCGAAGAUCUGUUGCUGCCAGUUUGGUUAAGGGUGUCUACAUUCUUGAGUGGGACCGCCAAGAGAAACUUCAAGGUCCCCACGCCCUUGCUCCUCCUUGGUGGGAGUUUUUCCAAUUUCAGUUGCUCCAUCAUCUUGUGGAUGAUGUUGAUUUUUCCAUCUUUGGUGCCAUAUACGAAUUCAAACCUCAGCCAUCUUACUAUAACUAUUCAGGGGAUGGUAGUCCACGAUAUGUGAUUGCUUUCCGAGGCACCUUAACUAAGCCAGGCUCCCUCUUGCGGGAUCUCGAGCUGGAUCUCCACUUGAUGAAAAAUGGACUUCACCUAACAUCUAGAUUCGAGACUGCUAUGAAAGCUGUCCAAAACAUGGUUGCUGCUGCAGGUGCUUCGAAUGUCUGGUUAGCUGGCCAUUCACUAGGGUCAGCAAUGGCAAUGCUUGCUGGAAAGACAAUGGCCAAGGCCGGUAUCUUUCUUGAAUCUUUUCUUUUCAAUCCGCCAUUCUUUUCUGCCCCCAUCGAGAGAAUUAAGGGUAAAAAAGUAAAGCAUGGGCUUCGAAUUGCAAGCAGCGUGAUCACAGCAGGACUCACUCUUGCUAUGACUACUAAACAUCAAAGGAAUAGGGCUGCUGAAGAUCCAUUUGCUACCUUGUGCGCAUGGACCCCUCGUCUAUUUGUUAACCCAGCAGAUCCAGUUUGUUCAGAAUAUAUCGGGUAUUUCGAACACAGGAACAAGAUGGAAGAAAUGGGAGCAGGAAUCAUUGAGAGGUUAGCAACCCAGAACUCGAUCGGGUGUCUGUUAAUGAAUGCAAUGGGGAUGGAGGCAGAGGCACUACACCUCAUUCCUUCUGCAAGUCUAACAAUCAAUUUAACUCCUUCCCGGGGUUUCAGACAAGCUCAUGGAAUUAAUCAGUGGUGGGGACCUGAUCUGCGGUUGGGGUCUGAGCUCUACAAGUAUAAAUAAAUGUUGCUAUAAUUAUCAGUAUUAUUUGCUGAAAGAAUUUCUAGCUGUGUUGGAGAUGAAUUGUUUUGGUCUUCCUCGUAAUUGAUUAUGGAAGCACUUUUGAUCAGUUUCUUGUGCUGCAACCGAGUGAUGGCAGCCAGCCAGACUGUCAAUUUGCAAUUUUCAACCAAAGCUGUUUUUGUUUUAUUAUUAUGGACAGUUAAGGGUUGAAUCAAAGACCAUGUAAUUCGAUUUGCACCAUUGUAUAUACUUAAUUAGAGCCAUAUUUAACAAGAAUAUAAUGCCUUGUAACA
This is a messenger RNA of Juglans microcarpa x Juglans regia, 1819 nucleotides long. Its product is annotated as GDSL esterase/lipase At4g10955-like. Lineage: Eukaryota; Viridiplantae; Streptophyta; Magnoliopsida; Fagales; Juglandaceae. The transcript is spliced from 4 exons. The coding region runs from base 495 to 1526 and encodes 343 amino acids. Gene Ontology annotation, biological process: lipid metabolic process. The record is from RefSeq and is a predicted model, not a curated record.